Molecule: messenger RNA, 907 nt
Organism: Ruditapes philippinarum (Manila clam)
Lineage: Eukaryota; Metazoa; Mollusca; Bivalvia; Venerida; Veneridae
Exons: 2
Coding region: 399-848 (149 amino acids)
Molecular function (GO): protein binding
Source: RefSeq, a predicted model, not a curated record
GAGAUAUCUUGCAUCGUCUGCUAAAAAAGCGUUGUAACCACACUUCAUAUAUUUUGCGUCCUAGACAGUCGCAAAAAUGUCUGUUUGUUCAUUUUGCGUGAUAUAUUUAAUGUGUUUUUGUUAUUCUAAAGCUUUGUCCGUUGAAGAAAGGUUAAUUAAGGUAGAACAAAUGUUGGAGCAUCAAGAGAAAAUAAUCCGGGACCAAGAAACCACCAUUAAAAGCCACGAGAAGAAUAAUGCUGAUCUUAAAUUGCGAUUAGAAGUGCUUGAAAGGGAUAUGAGAAAACACGAAAUACUAACACAUGCUAGAGAAGUCACGAACGAUAGUGUAGAAAAUCAACGCGGAGAUGAUGUUGUUGAAAAUGCUUUCAACAGCGACUUAGAUCACAAUUAAAGACAUGAGGGCAGCAGACGAUAUUCAAAUCACCUCAUCCAGUCUGAACCGCAUAAUUAAGCGGCAAUCGAACGGAAUUGCAUUCCAUGCUUACAUCACUGGAAGUAAAUGCGUCCAUGACAAACAAGUGGUUGUGUUUGAUACAGAGGCAGUAGAUGAAGGUAAUGGUUACAGUCCAACAGACGGGAUAUAUGUCGUGCCAGAAACCGGGACGUAUGUGUUUAUGUGGACUAUGUUUUCGUCGUAUCAGGAAUGGUCCAUAACUGACAUAAUUGUUGACGGAAGAACAAAAGGAUGGAUAACGACAGAUGAUCAAAACGAUCAGGCAACUGGAAUAGCUAUUGUUCAUGUAAACACGGGUAUCCAUGUAUUUAUCCGAAGAGAUAGGGGCAGUGGCUGCACCAUACACGAUGGCAUGUCUCGACCAACGUUUACAGGAUGGAAACUGUUUUAAUUACUUGAGAUACUAUGUAGAUUUUGCCUGAACUUAAAGUAUAUUACACGAAAUCUAUA